AUGUUUUGCCUUGUUUUAGGUGAAAUUCCCGCUCAAAGGAACCUAUUUGCAGUUUCUAUUACUAAUGAAAUUACUCUCAGUUCGCAACUCAGGAGUGCAAUUUAUAAGAUAAAGAAAAAUACCUUUACCAACGUUGACGAAAACAAUCUCAUAUUAUGGAAAGUCAAUAUUCCCAUCAAUAUAGAAAAUAUGAGUAAACUUGACGAAGUGUCUCGUUCGUCUCAUGAAGUUAAUAUCGGAAGAGAUUUCAGAGGCGAAGAGUUGUUUCCAGCAGACAAAAUUCCAGAAGACUACCGUAAUCAAUAA
This is a messenger RNA of Funneliformis mosseae, 306 nucleotides long. The record is from the annotation of a GenBank genome assembly. Lineage: Eukaryota; Fungi; Glomeromycota; Glomeromycetes; Glomerales; Glomeraceae.